AUGGCCGACCCUACCGAAUCCCCUUCUUUCGCCGCUACGCCCGACAAACACGCUCCCCCGGCCCCGCGUUUUCAUGACAUCGCUGUCACGCCCCAGAGUCUCCCUCCUCUCGCCGAUGCGUCAACCAAUUCAGCCGUGUCUACAACUGAUUCGGAGAAGCAUCCUAAGGGAAAAAGGAAAAGAACAACGGCGAAAGACAAAAUGGUUCUGGAAGAGGCGUACAGUAGUAACCCUAAACCCGACAAACAAGCGCGCCUGGACAUUGUUCAGCGCGUGUCUUUAAGUGAGAAGGAAGUCCAGAUCUGGUUUCAAAAUCGAAGGCAGAAUGACCGCAGGAAAUCUCGCCCUUUGUCACCGGGAGAAGUUGCCGCUCUCCAUCAUGGAAUCAUGCAUCCUUCAACUUUCGACCCAAUUAUACACACUACAACUCCAAGCAAACCCGAACGUCCAUUUCCAGUCUCCGAGCGUACUAUAUCUCGGUUUGGAGAACCCAUCUCUGUGCCCCCUCGACAUUUUGACCGGACACCUUCCAUGCCACGAUAUCAUUCAGAUCUUGUGAAUAGCACUCCAAUCACCCUUGGUCAUGACAGUUUUCGCUACUAUUCCGACGCUACUCCCAACCGCACCGACCCUGCUCUCCCACACGAAGCUCGAGAUGUGUCCCAUUCUUUGUCAAGCUCCAUAUCUAGUAAUGUUGGCUACCUGUCCAACCGGUGGAAUGCCGGGGCCAAUUCCUUCUCUACGCCAGCUGCUUUUACCCGCAGCGGUGACGAUUCAUUCAGACUUGAUACAUUCCCUCCGUCAUGCGCUUCUGAUCGUGUCAUUGCCACCCCUCUCUCCCAAAGCCAGCCCAAGGUUCACCUUUCUACAUCCUUAGACGGAAAGGCAGAGUUAGUCUCAAACCAAGGCUCUCCUUCACGUGAAAUGCCCCCUCGACCGUCCUCCACAACGCCAUACUUGCCUGAAGAGCGACAGCGUGGUCUACAACGAGGAUUACAACGUAGUAGCAGCGCUGUUACUCUCCCUCCCUUGUCGGAACUCACUAGCAGUUUGCCUCCUAAUCUUGUGCGAGGUCGGUCUCGUGAUGUGCAUGCCUGGGAAAAAUGUGCGGACGCUGAGAACCGUGAUGAGCUGACAGCGCAGGCCGAGUACGAGUCGAACGGAUCGGCGGCUGCAGCUAUCAACAUUCUUCGUUCCACGAGCGGGAUUCUCCAACCAAGCAACGCUAAACGCAACGCUCCCAUGACGAGGCCCCAACGACCUCAUCAGGCAAAGAAGGUUAAGCUGGAUCCUACUGGGUCAAGUAUUUCACGACUCGACGCGGACUUGGACGAAAGGGAAAAAGCUGACAGGGAGCAUGGCAAGGUGAAGGUUUCAAUGUUGGUCUCUCCGACAGGUGGUGACUCGGAUAAGGAGAACUUGACCCCUGACGAGGAGACCAGUUCGCCGGAUCCUGAUCACCGUCGACCUCUGCCGCCUGCCCCCAAACAUGUUGGCGACAACCCUCGACGAGUUGGCCGAGCCCUUCAGGAGCAAAAGAGCCCAAACCUGCUCGCAAACCGCGCAAACAUGGCGCCCACGCGCCCACGUUCCAUCGUCAAAGAAGGAUUGGAGAUUUUCCAGGAUAGGAUGAAACCAGUUCUGUCUUCCAGGGAACAAGACAUGGUUCGAGGUUCAAUCAGUCCUAGUAAAAAGCCCGAUAUGGACUGCGUGGCAGGUCUUCUUUCUCUCAGCCAAGGAGCUUGGAGGUAA
Messenger RNA from Fusarium redolens, 1752 nucleotides. RefSeq lists its product as uncharacterized. The coding region runs from base 1 to 1752 and encodes 583 amino acids. The record is from RefSeq and is a predicted model, not a curated record. Lineage: Eukaryota; Fungi; Ascomycota; Sordariomycetes; Hypocreales; Nectriaceae. Gene Ontology annotation, cellular component: nucleus. Gene Ontology annotation, molecular function: transcription cis-regulatory region binding; DNA-binding transcription factor activity, RNA polymerase II-specific. The transcript has 4 exons. Gene Ontology annotation, biological process: regulation of DNA-templated transcription.